Molecule: messenger RNA, 1739 nt
Organism: Cryptomeria japonica (Japanese cedar)
Lineage: Eukaryota; Viridiplantae; Streptophyta; Pinopsida; Cupressales; Cupressaceae
Exons: 5
Coding region: 117-1289 (390 amino acids)
Source: RefSeq, a predicted model, not a curated record
ACUGGAUUAGAACAGGAAGCAAUUUCAUUGGAAUAGAAAUAAAUAAUUCACAUAUAUUUUUUCACGCUCUAUAUUAUUCAUGCGGUGAAGAAAAUUUGCUAUUUGUAGAUGCUAGUAUGUCACGAGAAACAAGUGGAGCUCCUCUGUCAAAAGGAGACUCAAGAGACCGUGUUGCCAUAGACGUGACCACUGGAGCAAAUACUGACUCGAGAAAAUCAGAGAGUGUGCUCCAAAGCAUUGGAAAAGCUCCCCUCAAACCAGAUGCAGGUAAUCAAAGUUUUAGUGCGUCGAUCUCUGUAAGGAAUAUGCUAUUUGUGAGGUAUAGCGAAGGGGAACGAGACGCAUUUUGUCGUUUCCAAAAAAUGGCUACGGAUUGCCGAAAGCUACCUCGAGAAUGGAAGCGUCUGCUUUGCUACCAUAGAUUGAUCUGGUAUAUAUUGUACAUGGGGAAUGAAGUAAACUCUAUGCUUGGAUGGCAGGUCCAGUUGAUCGCAUGGGUAUUUACUUGUUGGGAAUGGCAAGAAAAUAUGAACAUUAUCAUCGAGAACUGGAACAGUAUUGGUAUUCUUAGAACCUCAAGAUCCGAUUCUAAUAAACCCUCAUUAAGAGCCAUCGUAGAACAUUUUAUACGAGAGGACAAUAAAGAUGAAAAGAUGCCAACAAUGCCAGAACCCCACGAAGGUUCCUCCCAAACAACCAAAGGAGAAAUGGAUGCAGUUUCAGAGCAUUUAGAAAAUAAAGAGGUGGCACCUGAAACAUUGGUAGAAGGCAUGGACCUGCCUAAUAAUUCAGACGAUCCUGAAAGCAACAAAGGAGUACAAUCAAAUGAAGCUGUCAAAGACCAACUGAUGAGAGAGAUAGAGGGUGAAGCAGAUGUGUGUAUAACAAGAGAUUACUUUGAAGGCAAGAACAGAGCUAUUUCACAGAAAUUGGACGAUGUUGUAAAAGAAGUGAGAGAGGUUGAGAAAGCAUUAAGAGAGGAAAUCAAUAAAACAUUAGGAAGGAAAAUGUACGAGCUGCGUAAGGAAAUAGACAAGCUGCAUAAGGAAAUAAAAGAAUUAAAGGAGGCGAAACAACAGUCUGAGAAAAAUAAGAAGAGUGAGGAGGAAAGAGAAACAAGGCUAAAAACAUGGAAGAGAAUGAGAUUGGCAUUGAAAAGAUAUGAUGUCUCCAUGGAAGGCAUAAUUGCUUUUCAGAGGUUUAGAUUUUACUGCGUAGCCGGCUAUCUCCCAUGGCCACUGCCCAAUGAAGAAAUUGAAGACCUCAGAUUUCUACAAACUGCAAGAUGACUACUGCCUUUAAGAUGGUCUACGCCACUAUUUGUUCAUAAAGGAAUAAACAGCGAAUGUCGAAUUUGAUGAAAACAUUCAUUGCUCUCUGGCUGCUAGGACAUGAAGUGCACCGGGGCUGGAAAUCAGCAUUAUGGUGUGGUGAAUAUUCUCACAUCGGAUGACAUUGCUUUUCUCAUUCACGUAGUGCUCACCAUUCUGUGGGGUAGUCCAAAGCAGAGCAGCCACUCCAACUAUUCUUUAUCAGUGUCCUGCACAUCUGACUGUGCGCAUCAGUUGUUCUGUUUCUUUGAAAAUUAGUUAUUAUUUCACUCUAAGAUUGGUCUUUUGGAGCAAAGGCAAACUUAUUGAAUACCCUGCUCUUCAAUCUUAGUCCUAUAGAGAAUCCACCAAAUAAAUACUAUUCUGGUAGCUCGUUCUUGCUGUAGAAAGUAUUCAUUUUAACAUUUG